This is a messenger RNA of Meloidogyne enterolobii, 182 nucleotides long. Lineage: Eukaryota; Metazoa; Nematoda; Chromadorea; Rhabditida; Meloidogynidae. The record is from the annotation of a GenBank genome assembly.
UAAAAAUGUAUUAUAAUGUAUUUAUCUGCAUAAUUAAUUUUUUAAUCUUAAUGGAUAGGCUACCAAAUAUAAAAGCAAUAAGUUGCUAUGAUUGCCGUUCGGAAGACAUAUCAUGCAAUGUGGGUGAAUGUAUGGGUGCUACUUGUGUAAAAAUGGAGACGUCAAAUACUGAUAAUGGUUAG